GUCAAAUUGUCUCAAGAUUUCGGGUUUAUCUUAAGGUUAGCAUAAUUUAUGUCAAAUUAUGAUUUUCCUUAGUAUCCGGAUGUCUUAUGAUUUUGGGAUUUAGGCUAGUCGAAUUGGGAGAGGCGCAUGGACAAAGUCUUUGUAGGGGUGCUUUUCGAGGACGUCAUAUAAUUUUCUGCACAUAGAGUGAAACCUCCCAAAAACAUGUGAAAAGCCCAGGAUAAGAGGACUCACAGCCGAAGAUGGCAAUAAAGGAUAUAGCCCGCUUGUCAAGGCAACACCGCACAAUCUACUGUUACCUAAUUUUAAGUAUUUGGAUAUUCUUGUUGAUCGCUGGGAUGUACAAGUACAUCGGAACGACUUUCCACAUCCAGAACUAUGGUGGCGGCAGAAACUUCUACGGUAGCCCUCAAGGGCUCAGUGAGAAGAGUCUUGGGCAAGGGAAAAAGUACGUCCAAGAGUGCAACAGCCCGAGUGGAAUUGCUGUGGAGAUGGAGGGUGGCUCUCUGGAGGGAUGGUCUCUGGCAGGGGUGCUGCUCCUUAUCAGGCACGGUGACAGGGGUCCAAUGGAGCACGUCCGCGGAAUUAACACCAUCAACUGCGGAUUCGACGAAUCUCUGCCUCUGCUUCAUCGCUACAAGGCUUUCAUCGCGAACUCCACGAUCAGCGCAUCUUUCAGUCACUCCGUGUGGCUAAAGAGUGGUCCUUUCCACGGAUUCCCGCUGCUCCCGCCGCUGGAGAGAGUGUGCCUGCUUGGCCAACUGACGUACAGAGGUUUGGCGCAACACUUGAAGAUUGGCGAGAUCAUGAGACAAGCUUAUGCCGGACCUCUGGGCCUGUUGCAGCGCCAGCAAACUGUUCCUGCUACGAGAAUUCUGACCAAUUCGUCUCUGGAUGGAAAGAAUGCCGCCAACGGCCUUCCUCCGCCGGAAACUGAUGUUAUUGUGUACUCCACGCGAUAUCGGCGGACUUUCCAAUCCGCCAUGGCUCUUCUGUAUGCCCUUCUUCCCUUGGAACGUUGGAUGGGCCUGACAAUCAGGGAGAGUCACUCUCUGUCUUUCUGCUUCACGGACUGUGCGUGUCAGAGGGCGGAUCAGCUGAAGAACCAGGCGACCAAGGAGGAAACGGCAGCUCUGCACCAACAUCCAGCCAUUUCUGCCGUAGUUCACUGGAUUGGGCUAUCUCUGCUGCAGAAUCCCUCAGUGCAGAUCAAUCCGCUGGAAGUAAGGGAUGCCGUGCUGGCGCUCAUUUGUCACGAUGCCCCGCUGCCGUGCCGGAAGGCACGAGAACACCCCGUGAGGAACACUCCGGUCCUGCCCACCACACCGGACAACAGUGAUGUGAUCAACAUUGACCAGGAAGACGGACAGACCUCGGUGAAGGACAACACGAACGAGGUGGAGGACGUGGAGCCGGAAAUUGAGCCUGAAGGUUGCAUUGAGGAAUCUCACGUUGAGGCGCUGAUAUCCUUCACCAACUGGCAGGGCGCUAAGAAGAACAGGAAUCCGAGCAAUCGCAAAGUCGGUCUUCUGCGCGCCUACGGACUCAUUCGCAACAUCGUGGGCAACAUGCUGAAGAUGAUUUCCGGGGAGAAGAUCAAGUUCGUGCUGUACUCUGGCCACGACAGAACUCUGCAGUAUCUCACGGCCGCUCUGGGACUCCAGGCGCAAUCCUUCUUCAUUCCCUAUGCCGCCAGGAUGGCCUUUGAGGUGUACAAGAGCGACAACGAGGCUCAGUUCUACUUCAGGGUCGUGUACAAUGGCAAGGAUGUGACCAAUGGCAUUUCCUUUUGCGAGGGCGGACGGAGUCUCAGAGUGAGUCGCGGCAUUCGCGGCGUGAAGGCGGACUUGUGCCCCAUUGAGAACAUCAUCAGAUUCAUCCACGAUGACUACUUUGUUUCCCUGAAUGCCACAAACUACAAAGACGCGUGCAGCGUGCACCACAAGAAUUAUGACUUCUGAGCAUUUGCCACGUCCGGAACAUCCUGUCUUGUAUUUAGUUCAAAGGAAAAUGUUAUUGUGAUAUAGAAUGAUCUCAUAUCCCUCUCUAUAAUAAAUUAUUUAUCAUGUAUAAAGAAGAAAUUGAUUUUGAGUACCAUUUGCGUACAAUAUGAGAUUAAUUUUACACUUAGCGUAUACUUCGUGAGUACAACACAUGUGUGGGUUGUAUGAGACUCGUCGGUGAGAUUUGUUCGGUAUCGCUUCUCGGCCUAACGGCUAAGAUCAAAGUGUAGUAUCUGUUCUUAUUAGUUUAACACCUAAUAGAUCCCUCAUAGAGGGACAAUGUUGUUAAAUUGAUUUUUGGAAGCCGGCGAAGUGCUAGGAGCUUGCUCCACCUUUGCCACGGGUUGGCCUGGUAUUGCAGUACCGCCAGGAUCGGCCCACUUAUAAA
Phlebotomus argentipes is the source of this 2391-nucleotide messenger RNA. Its product is annotated as 2-phosphoxylose phosphatase 1. NCBI's taxonomy places the organism in Eukaryota, Metazoa, Arthropoda, Insecta, Diptera, Psychodidae. Gene Ontology annotation, biological process: dephosphorylation. The record is from RefSeq and is a predicted model, not a curated record. The transcript is spliced from 3 exons. Gene Ontology annotation, molecular function: phosphatase activity. The coding region runs from base 243 to 1961 and encodes 572 amino acids.